Molecule: messenger RNA, 2734 nt
Organism: Haliotis rufescens (red abalone)
Lineage: Eukaryota; Metazoa; Mollusca; Gastropoda; Lepetellida; Haliotidae
Product: methionine-R-sulfoxide reductase B1-A-like
Exons: 4
Molecular function (GO): peptide-methionine (R)-S-oxide reductase activity
Source: RefSeq, a predicted model, not a curated record
CAUAUCCAUAGUGUAGCUUGUUACUUUCGUACAUUGAUAAAGUUCACGAAGGAGGGUAGUGUCAUUAAUCGAGGAAGAAGAAAUUAUCGCAUCCUGACAAGAUGUCGUUUUGCGGUUGGUCUGGCAGUGAACAUUAUAAAGAUCAUUUCGAGACAGGUACCUAUGUGUGUUCUGCAUGUAACAAUGAGCUGUUUCACAGCAGGUCAAAGUUUGAGCAUUCCUCUCCAUGGCCAUCCUUCACAGAGUUGAUACGACCUGACAGCGUGUCACGUAGAACAGAGUCACCAAGAGCUGUGAAGAUUUCCUGUGGCAAAUGUGGCAAUGGACUGGGGCAUGAAUUUAUUGGUGAUGGACCCAAGAAAGGCCAAUCGAGAUUUUGAAUAUUCAGUGAAUCUCUCAAAUUUGUUUCUAGUGAUAGACUGAAGUCCACAUCAUAGAUAGUGAGUCCAGGUGCAGCCUCCGAAUCUCAGGAUUUUCUACCUCCACACCCCAUCUUGACAACUGACUGAACUGCACAUUCUCUCCGUCUCUCCAAACUUUCCCACUCCGCACUCUAUGUUCUCACUUGUCUGACUACAAACGGAUAUUAGCCAUUUUGUAGACAAGACCUGUCAGUUUGUUUGAUUUUAGCCUUUUUGAAAGUUUAAACUUUAAAAAUGAAAUGUGACAAUGGCUACAACGGUGUCUUGGGAAGGUGGACUAUUCCCUUGGUACCCUUGCUUUUUACUCAUUGUAUGGCUCUUUAUAACUGUCAAAUUGUGCCUGCCUCAUGUCAGAAUGCAUCUACCUGAGGCAAAGGUGUUAACUGACUGUAAAGGUCCAUGUUUACCCUUACCAAACUAGGCUGGAAUUUCUGGGCUCAAUUGUAGCGCCACCAGUGGCUAUUACGACUUAUGUCUCUUCUACAUGCUCUAUAUUCUUCCUAUUGACCAAUCAUAUUCCACUUCUCAUAUCACUUGCAUUUGCUUCAAACAAAAUGGUGGUGGCCAGUCAGGACGAUCUGAACGAUAAUCAAGAUCUAUAUUGUGAUAUAAUUGGCCUUACUUCACAAAGUACGUCAAAUCAUGUGCGCACCUUGGUUAAAAACAUGAAAAGAUUUGGCACACAUGCUUUGCAAAUCCUUCAAUCAUUUUACACACCAGAUGUCGAUAUAGUUACACGAUUUUGAUUGGCCUAUGCAAAGACUCGUUAGACCAGCCAAACUAUAUCUUCAUAAUUCCAGCCGAGUUCGGCAGGGUGUAAACUGGACUUACAUAGUCAACUAACUCUCUUGCCUCAGGAACAUGGUCAAAAUGUGAUUUACAACGCUUUUAGAAUUUUUGGCCAAUGUUUCUUGUUUAUAGAGUAAUAGCAUUUUAAGUACCGGUAUGACAAUGAUAUUUACAUGGAAUGGGGUAUUUGGACUUUAUCAAAUACCUUGUUUAUCUCACUGGGUAACCUGAUAAGGUUGAUAUUUCCACUUGCUUAAGAGUAUAAUAUGCUCCAUUGUAAAUUCAACUUUGGUAACAAUGAGAGAUCAAAUUAUACCAGUUAAUUCAAGUUUUCACUUAUAGCUAUUGUUUUUUAACUUGGUCAUUGCCUCACAAAAGCUUUUCUGUCUGAAGUCAAUGGGGACCUUUUUUCCAUUGUCACAUACAUGUAUGUUUCAAUAGAGGGGGCUGUGACCUGUCACAAUGAAGCUGUCCAGUCCCACUGACCCCUCUCUGUACCAGUUCGGAGCGUGUGAAGCUGGGUGGCCAGAGCCCCCUGUGGGAAAGCCCCCAAGUGGAAGUAACUCCGUCUGGCACAGAAUUGGGCCACUGAGAAUAUGGAGAGCUUUGAUACAACAGAGAAGGCUUACGGGUGUAUUGUAUAUAUAUAUAUACUGAUAAUUUAUAUUUCAUGAAGUACUCAACACCAUGGUAAAUACUAUGGCCAUGUAUCAGCCUCUUUCUCUGCUGUAUCAGAUGUUUUUGAUUGCUUGUUUCUGUUGUUUAACUCCGCACUCAGCAAUAUUCCAGCUAUAUAUAUAAUAAUUCAUAUCAUGAGCAUAGAUACACGCAAUUGGGAUGCAAUGACAAGCAUCAACCAAGUCAGCGAGUACAUAGAUCUAGUAUUGUUUUUUUGGGGGGAAAGGAUUUCUUCUUUUCUGGCACUGUGAUAAAGCUCCUGCAGGGCAAGGUUAUUACUCUUCUACACUUUUGGUUGCACACUUUUUUGUUUGGAUUUGAGAAAACUUGCUCAGCUGAUCACAAAUGAAUGGUAUCUUUUAUGAGACUUUCUCUAAUCUAAGUAUUAGUAGUAGUAAAUACAACCCACGAUUAGUGAUGACACCUUUGGUAACAGGCUCUGUUUUCUAGUGGUGUGUUGCUGAAUAUGCAAGAAAAUAUUAUUGUAGUACAACUGUUGCAAACAGUGUAAGACUACACUUUGAACACAAAUACUUUCCUUUGGUUUUUCCUUGACCAUGACCAACUAACAUUACAGCAGAUGUACAUACAUGUUCUGGGGGGUGUACCACACCUGUGCCAAACAGUCCUGUAACCAAGUUGUUGAUAUCCAACUGUGGAAACAUAUCAAUUGCAUGUACAAAGUAUGUAAAAUAGUGUACAAGGAAUAUGCAAGAAAUGAGCUGGAUGUUAUUUGUGUUGUAAGAUCACUAAGAGCUUAUGCAAUUCUUUUGGGGGAGGAAAUAACCUCUGAUGCAAUGUCUCCCCUUUCUGGGAAAGUUGAUAUAAAUAAAACUGUAAUUUUA